This is a messenger RNA of Macadamia integrifolia, 669 nucleotides long. RefSeq lists its product as uncharacterized. Bases 192 to 542 code for a protein of 116 amino acids. The record is from RefSeq and is a predicted model, not a curated record. NCBI's taxonomy places the organism in Eukaryota, Viridiplantae, Streptophyta, Magnoliopsida, Proteales, Proteaceae. Gene Ontology annotation, cellular component: cytoplasm; nucleus. The transcript has a single exon.
CCGUUGGUUCGCUUGUGUCCACAAUCUAGGAAAACAAACCUCUCAGAAUCACUUGUCAAUUUCCACUUGAAAUCUCUCUCUUCCGUGGUUUUCUACUUUUACAAUCUUUUCUUUCCUUUCGAUUUCGAUUUCUCUAUCUGUACUUGAGAUCUGGGUUGUUGUAAAAUUCAGAUCUUGUCGAGAGCUGAUUAAUGGCCGGAUCACAAGGGAGGAAUUCGGGGGGAGGGAAUAAGCAAGCUCCGACUAGACUGCAACGGCGAGCUCCGGCAUCAAUACAGGUUAACCCACCUUCGAAUCAGGUAUCGGAUUGGAAAGUCGCUAUCCCUCUUCUAUCGCCUUUGGUAUUGUCGCCAGCGUCGCCCAAUCCUAAGCUUUCCGAUCGAACGGCUGACGUCAAGUCAAGGGAGGAAUCGUCACGCCAGGGAUUUCAAUUGGCAGAAUCGGAGAAGCCCAGUUUCAAAUCCUGGCAGCACCCAGCGGCUCCGUUCCAUUACGACCCUCCACCUCCGUUCUCGUCUUCGUUUGUCUCAAGGUGUAGAUAGAGAGAGAGAGAAAUACUCAGAACAUGAAACUGAAGAGGAUUUAUGUUCUAUUUUAUAUGAAUGAUAUUUACAUCAAUUGGAUAUACCCAAUUGAACAAUAUAAAUGGAUAUCCCAAUUUCAUACGCA